Messenger RNA from Striga hermonthica, 237 nucleotides. Lineage: Eukaryota; Viridiplantae; Streptophyta; Magnoliopsida; Lamiales; Orobanchaceae. The record is from the annotation of a GenBank genome assembly.
AUGGCGACGGCGAAGAAAACCAAGAAGACCCAUGAGAGCAUCAACAACAGGCUCGCUUUGGUGAUGAAGAGCGGAAAAUACACACUCGGUUACAAAACCGUCCUCAAAACCCUUCGCAACUCCAAAGAUAAUGUUGAUUUGGGGACUGCUUGUGGAAAGUACUUUCGUGUUUCGUGCGUAAGCAUCGUUGAUCCAGGUGACUCAGAUAUCAUUAAGUCAUUGCCCGGCGAACACUGA